AUGACUCUCUUGUCUCUCUGGAUCUUUGCAGUUCUCCUCCGUCUCAUGUGCCGUUCACGUGCUGCCCUUCUCGACGGAGCAAAGUGUGGCUCUCCACGGCUAGGAAGCACAUUCGACCGCUACCUGAGGAUUGUUGGAGGCUCACCGGCGCUUUACGGUUCUCACCCCUGGCUGGUGUCUCUGAGAUUCAGAGGAUCUCAUUUCUGUGGAGCUGCCAUCCUUACUGACUGCUGGCUUCUGACUGCUGCUCACUGCUUCUCUACUUCCACAGCAGAGUUCCUGCAUGUUGUGGAGGCCGUAGUGGGCGAGUAUGACCAGAGAGUGGUGGAUCGUGGGGAGCAGACGUUUGGAGGUCGGGUGGCUUCAAUUGUUCAUGAAGUGCAGUUGGACCUGGUGGAUCCAGCCACCUGCAAGCAUAUCCUACAGACCCUUAGACCAGGACUGCAAAACCUCACAGUGUUGUGUGCUGGACCAGAGAGAGGAGGGAAAGAUGCCUGCCAGGGAGACUCAGGUGGACCUUUGCUGUGCCCACGGGCUGAUGGACAAUGGGUGGUGGUCGGAAUCACAUCAUGGGGCAAAGGAUGUGGACGCAGCUGGAUCAACAACCGGAUGAAACCUCUGAUUGGAAGAAGCUCACCUGCAGUGUUCACUAGCAUCCCUGUGUUCAUCAAAUGGUUAUUCUGGAAAGGAAAAACAAUCUCCCAGUUAAAUGUACAAGAUGGAGCUCUAAAAGGCAGUGAGGGAAUUAUACAAUACCCGGUUCACCCAGGCCUGAACUACAGCAACAAUGAGGCAAUCUCUUGGUCUAUUACUGUACCAAGUGGCAAAAGAAUCCUGUUAGAAUUCUUGAAGUUUGACCUGGAGAACCACCCUCUGUGCCAAAGUGACCACCUCACUGUGUUCACCGGUGAAGGCCUACCAAUAGGCCGAUUUUGUGGCAGCAAGUCCCCUGCACCAGUGCUCAUACACUCCAACACCACCGUGCUUCAUUUCAUUUCUGAUUUCAGCAUCUCAGGCUCAGGCUUCUCUGUCCGCUUCAGAGCCGUCGAAGCUGACUACACUUUGGGCCCAGGCUGCGGCACAGUGGCACUGUUUCAAUCCUUGGCGACCGUGCAGAGCCCCGACUACCCGCUAUUCUAUGGCGACGACACCCAUUGCCGCUGGGUAAUCUACGUCCGCGAGGGUUAUGUUGUCAAGGUAUCAGGGCUUGAGGGUCAUGGUCAGGGCGUGAGGCUGGCAUGGUCAACUCGUCUCUGGGCAUGAAUGCAUUCAUUGGCUGUUUGAAUAUGCAGUGAGAGUGGAGACCUCGCGAUCAGUUUUCCAGGCCAGAGAGAAUGCGAUACUUGUUUCCAUUAGAGUAGGGCUGAGGGAUAUACCUUUUUUUAGGGAGGCCAGUACUGAUUUACAUAUUGGUGUGCAGUUUUGAAAAGCGUUAAGUAAUAAAACACUUAGGGUGGGGCGAUGCUGUUAUAAAGAAAUUGUUAAUCCCAGGGUGGCGUGAUGCAGCCUGAUGCAAAGCUGAGUUGUUGUUCAUCCCAAAGUUCAUUAUUUUCCAAUGACGGCUCAUCCUGAAGUGUUUUGCUCCUCUUAAACCACAGCAAUUUGAUGACAUUUAUUAGCUUAAAUUAAAAACUCAGACAUUGUUGUGGAAUAUUGUGGAACAUCCAUCCACAGUGAACAAACGUCUAUCCAAAAUACGACAUCUGAAAAUCAACAACAAGAGAACAGACCUAGAUAACAAAAAUAACAAAAGGCAAAAGCAAGGUUUAGAACUCACUAGAAAGACUUUGCCCAGGGUUCGAAUAUGCUAUAUGGAGUGUUGAAACAGAAAGAAACAAAGAAGAGGUUAAAAAAAUUCUGGUGAGGGCGCCCCCUGGCAGUCUGGAGGGGAAGAAUCUGAGGCCAGAUGUUAAUGCAGCACUGCUAGCUUUAGCAAAAUAUGGUGCAUUUUUAAAAUGGUAGCCCCGCCCCUCGUCCAGUAUGUAAGCAAAACUGUGAGCGUCGUUGUUGGAAUUUUCACUGUGAAGACUUACUACUUACUACUUACAGCCUCCAGUGCUAACACUGGAGACUCCUUCCAUACAGAAAACUUCACCAUAUCCACAUUUACA
This is a messenger RNA of Hemibagrus wyckioides, 2111 nucleotides long. Its product is annotated as ovochymase-2. The coding region runs from base 1 to 1263 and encodes 420 amino acids. The record is from RefSeq and is a predicted model, not a curated record. The transcript is spliced from 10 exons. Gene Ontology annotation, molecular function: serine-type endopeptidase activity. Gene Ontology annotation, biological process: proteolysis. Lineage: Eukaryota; Metazoa; Chordata; Actinopteri; Siluriformes; Bagridae.